AUGCCAGGCGAUGGGUUCACGUUCAAAAGUCGCAUCAGGAAAUUGCUGCGCUCUCCUUCAACCAAAACCAACAAGAUCAGGAAAGAAAAUCUCACCAGCAAGGUAACUCUGGAGAAGGUCCUUGGCAUCACCGCCUCAGGAAAUAGUGGUCUGGCCUGCGACCCCCGAUCUGGACUGAUCGCUUAUCCUGCAGGGUGUGUAGUAGUCUUGCUGAACCCCAAAAAGAACCGACAGCACCACAUUAUUAACACAUCAAGAAAGACCAUCACGGCUCUGUCCUUCUCCCCUGAUGGCAGGUACUUGGUCACCGGAGAGAGCGGCCACCUACCAGCGGUGCGAUUGUGGGACGUGGCAGAACGAAGACAGGUGGCGGAGCUCCAGGAACACAAAUAUGGCGUCUCCUGCGUGGCUUUCUCCCCCAACAGCAAGUACAUUGUCAGCGUGGGAAACCAGCAUGACAUGAUGGUCAACGUCUGGGCGUGGAAAAAAGAUGUAGUAGUGGCUGCCAACAAGGUGUCCAGUAAGGUGACCAGUGUGUCUUUCUCUGAGGACAGCUCUUACUUUGUAACUGCAGGGAACAGACAUGUCAAGUUCUGGUACCUGGAUCACUGCAAGGCCAACAAGGCCAGUGCUCCUGUCCCCCUGCUUGGCCGCUCGGGGCUGCUGGGAGAGCUGAGGAACAACUUAUUCUGUGAUGUGGCUUGUGGGCGAGGCUCUAAAUCAGACUCCACCUUCUGUAUCACCUCCUCGGGCCUGUUGUGUGAGUUUAACAGCAAGAGGAUGCUGGACAAGUGGGUGGACCUACGGACGGGCGUGGCCCAGUCUCUGUCUCUGUCUGAGGAUAUGAUCUUCUGCGGCUGCGCUGAUGGAACAGUGCGAGCCUUCAGCCCUGUCGAUCUGCACUUUGUCUGUACGCUGCCACGGCCGCACCCCCUCGGCUCUGACGUCUCGGCCAUCACUGAGGCCAGCCACCUAUUCUCCACCAGGACAGACACCCGUUACCCAGACGCCAUUGCUGUUACCUAUGAUCCUGUCAGCCACUGGCUCAGCUGUGUAUAUAAUGAUCACAGUCUGUAUGUGUGGGAUGUGAGAGACGUCAACAGGACGGGGAAGGUGCACUCUGCCCUCUUCCAUGCUGCUUGUGUCUGGGACCUGGAGAUGUUUCCAGAUGUUUCUGGAGAAAUGGGUGCCGGUAUAUCAUCAGGUGCAUUUCUUUCUUGUUCAGCUGAUAACACCAUCAGACUGUGGCACAUGGAGGACUGGCCACAAACUCAUGUUCAUUCUCAAAACAUCCUCAGCAAUGAUCUCCUGAAUAUUAUUUACGUAGAUGGAAACACUGCUGCCUUGCAGGAUCCAGAAUGUGUGGUAAAUGCAAACGCAGAUAAGCUAGGGGAUGGACAGGCAGCAGAAAGCAGGACAGUGAUCCGGACCAUCUGUGUCAGUCCAGACGGCAAACACCUGGCAUCUGGAGAUCGCAAUGGGAUGCUGAGAGUUCAUGACCUCAGCAGCAUGGAGGAGAUUCUGAAAGUGGAGGCCCAUGAUGCUGAAAUCCUCUGUCUUGAGUACAGUAAACCAGAAACAGGUCUGAAGCUGUUGGCCACAGCUAGCAGGGACCGUUUGAUUCAUGUCUUGGAUGCUGAGGAUGACUACAGUCUGGUACAGACGCUCGACGAACACUCUUCAUCCAUAACAGCCGUCCGCUUUGCUGCUAACGACAACAAGGUGAGGAUGAUCAGCUGUGGGGCAGAUAAGAGCAUCUAUUUCCACACUGCAAACAAGACUGACAGAGGAACAGAAUUCAGACGCUCUCACCACAUGGUGAUGAAAACCACACUGUACGACAUGGGUGUCGACUCCACCAACAAGUAUGCUGCUGUGGGCUGUCAGGACCGCUGCAUCAGGAUUUUCAACAUCAGCAGUGGGAAACAGAAGAAACUCUACAAAGGAUCACUGAGUGAAGAUGGCAGUCUGCUCAAGGUUCAGAUCGAUCCCUCAGGUCAAUAUGUGGCUACAUGUUGCUCCGAUAAAAACAUCAGCAUCUUUGACUUCUCCACUGGGGAGUGUGUCGCCACUAUGUUUGGACACUCAGAAAUCGUCACUGGAAUGAAGUUUACCAACAACUGCAAGCAUUUGAUUUCUGUGUCAGGGGACAGCUGUAUCUUUGUGUGGCGACUGGCUCCAGAGCUGACAAUCAGCAUGAGAGAGAGGCUCUGCCAGCUCAGACAAAACCCAAACACACCGCCCUGCAAGACCUCCAGUCUCAGGCGAGAGGUGUACAGCGCCCCGGUUCUGGGUGGUCUGUCCUCUGACAGUGAUCCCGAACAUGAUGAGGAGGAUGUAGCAGAAAAUGAAGACUCCAACGACCAAGACGACAACAUAACCAACACUUCCUUUGACAGCAGCCACGGUGAAGAGGACACAGGUGGCUCAGAUGAAGGACAAGACUGGGAGCCAACAAAGCGUGGAGUUGUAAGCCCGAACAGUCCUGACUCCAAUAAGCGUCCUCGGAGGCGCUGGUCUCAUCGUAUGGGCUCUCUUGAGCUGAUGGUUAAAUCCAUGCUGGACCUGAGGCAGCUGGAGACCUUUGCUCACAAGAAAAACCCCAACUGCUCCCCAUAUGACAGAGAAAGACAGAGCGCAUCUAGCCUUCAGGAGCCUCAGCAGUUGGAGGAGAGAGCUAAGCGGCAUCGGCCCUGGCCACAAGCUGACUGGCUGUCCUCAAACACAUCCAAGGGCAUCAAGGGGACCGAGGGAGCAGUGGUCUACCCUGAGGAAAAUGAGGACGAUACAGGUCUACCGGGCAGUGAAUACAUGGUGAAGGAGCAGCACUGCAGGAUGCAAGGGCGAGGGAUCCGCAGUGAAAGCCAGGACAGCCGCAGCCCGGACAGUGCCUGCUCCUUGGGCUAUGACAGUAGACGGUCCAGCCCUGAACAUGUCCUGGAUGAUUCUGCAGAUGUGGAGUCCUUGAGCCAAGACAGCUCUGAUGAGGAGAAUGAGGAGAGGGAGGAACAGGAGCUAAAGGCAAAAGUGACGAGUAUGGACGAGGCUCUGAGGGCAGUGACUGACGCUGCUGAACACAGCCAAGAGGAUUUUCUUAAGCAGAACUUUGAGACACUGGCAGACAGCUGCAGUGCGGCUGAGCAGAGCAGAGUCCCAAGGCUCAGCAUAUCUUCACGCUUCCUGGCCAGAGGACAUAAUAACAGGGGGGUACCUCAGUUUGCCAAAAUAAAUGGAAAGGAACAAUGUAACCACACCACUAAGCCCCAAGUGUCAAAAGUAUGGCCCUUGAUGGAAGAUGGCCAGCACAGAAAUACAGAGGACAAGACCCCUGCCAGGUUAGAUGCAGUUGCUCCAGAGAGAGACUGUGCUCCCACCCUGAGACCCCAGAAGAAAAAGACUUCAGGGUCCCACUUGUGGAGGUUGUCCAACCCUCCAUCCAAAGCUCCGCUGCUGCGGGACACAGCAACAUGUUUACAGAAAUCUCACUCUGCCCAGAACCUGUCUUCAGACUCUCCUCACUCCCCUGUGCCCUCUAGUGACCGAAGAGAGUCGCGCAAGAGACCUCAGCAGCUAUUCCUGGAUCGUGACACUUCCAUGCCUUCAUUCCAGUUGUCUCCCCCCUCCCCUGGGUCCCCUCAGUCUCCCCAGUCCCCUUUAUCCUGGGAGAGCCCCAAACUAAAACCCCAGCAUUCCUAUAUGAACCCAACUGCCAGCUCCAUGGCCAAAAACAGCCACUCCUCGUCGGUGGGUGAGGGUCUCCACAUAGGAACUCCACCUGUCUCUCCUUCCUUUCCCAAAAGCAGGAGAUCAUCUGGGGAGCUGGAGGUAGAGCUUCCUCUGCUGACUUCAUCUACCGUUACUGCAUUCCCAUCGCCUGUCUCUUCACCAUUGUCUCCCUUACCGUGUCCUCUACCCAUCAUCAGUCCCUCCCCAUCUCCCUUCCAUCCCAUGGCUACAGUCUCACCAACUUCUCAUCUAACUUUCACUCAGAACAUCCCGCCCUCUCGCAUCCCGCUCCCUAAGCAGCCUCUCAGCCCUCGCCGCAGUCUUUGUCUGGAAGUGAUGCCGAGCUUCUGUGGAAGCCCUGUGAGGGCUUCUGCUCCUACUAUAGGCUCAGGAUGUGAUGUUACAUGGCCCACAGGAAACAAACAAUCUCUGGGAAGAAAUCUGUCUCUAAAUGUGGAUCCUUCUGUGCCAAGUUCAUUACCGGUGAAGCGAAAGAGAGGGUCUGUGUGUGAGAGCACCAAGGAGCCAGGACAGGUGGCUGCGGCUAAAGAGUGCCCUCUGGUGCCUGAACAGGCCCACACAUUGAGUACUGACCCCCAGCCAGAUCACUCUAUCACCUUGGAAACUUGUAGGCAGGCCGUUACUGAGCUUCACAACAGUCUGAGGAGAACAAUCAUGCUCUACACUACGGUGCUACACUGCGCCUCAGAGCCCAGUGAAGAUCAACAGGAGAUGAAGAGCAUCCUGUCCGAGGCCCUGUUCACAGUUAAGACUGAGCUGGAUUCCCUGCCACAUCCCAACUCACAGUUUGAGGAGGCCCGAGGGGACCAGGAGGUCAAAGGUGAAGGAGAUAAAGCCCUGGCUCUGCUGGAGCAGUACGCUGAGCUGCUGUUGAAGUCAGUGGAGAGAAAACUGGAUACCAAGACUUGA
Messenger RNA from Scomber scombrus (Atlantic mackerel), 4656 nucleotides. Its product is annotated as mitogen-activated protein kinase-binding protein 1-like. NCBI's taxonomy places the organism in Eukaryota, Metazoa, Chordata, Actinopteri, Scombriformes, Scombridae. The record is from RefSeq and is a predicted model, not a curated record. The transcript is spliced from 33 exons. Bases 1 to 4656 code for a protein of 1551 amino acids. Gene Ontology annotation, molecular function: protein binding.